AUGUCCAGUGUCGAUAUCAAACAGAACAAGUCCGUUCUAUGGGCCUACAAGAAAGACCUCCUGGGUUUUACGAGUCAUCGAAAGAAAAGAGAAGCAAAGAUUCGGAAAGAGGUGAAGAGAGGCAUUCGAGAAGCCAACACCGAAGAUCCGUUCGAAUUGUUCGUCACUCUCCACAACAUCCGCUAUGUCUACUAUAAGGAGACCGACAAGAUACUGGGAAACACAUAUGGAAUGUGCAUAUUGCAAGACUUCGAGGCAGUCACACCGAAUCUAUUGGCCAGGACGAUCGAGACAGUGGAAGGUGGUGGCUUGGUGCUGCUCCUGCUGAAGGGUAUGAAGAGCUUGAAACAGCUAUACACACUCUCAAUGGAUGUACAUUCAAGAUAUCGGACAGAGGCCCAUAACGAUGUCGUCUCUCGUUUCAAUGAACGUUUCAUCCUUUCUUUGGGCACUUGUGAGUCGUGUUUGGUAGUGGAUGACGAGCUCAAUGUACUCCCAGUAUCAGGUGGUAAGAAUGUCAAGCCGUUGCCACCACCAGCCACCGGAGAUGAGGAAGUGAGUGAAACGAAGAAGGAGCUGAAGGAGAUCAAGGACAACUUAGCCGAUACACAGCCUGUGGGAUCGUUGAUCACCCUUGCAAGAACGAUAGACCAAGCAAAGGCGUUACUUACUUUUGUCGACGCCAUCUCAGAAAAGACAUUGCGAAGUACCGUAACACUCACAGCUGCUAGGGGACGGGGCAAGUCCGCUGCAUUGGGUGUCGCAAUUGCUGCCGCUAUAGCGCAUGGCUAUUCCAACAUCUUCAUUACUUCUCCAAGUCCGGAGAAUCUGAAGACACUGUUCGAGUUCGUAUUCAAAGGAUUUGAUGCGCUCAACUACAUGGAUCAUGUCGACUAUACCAUCCUACAAUCCACCAAUCCAGAGUUCAAUAAAGCUAUCGUCAGAGUAAAUGUGCAUCGGCAGCACAGACAAACCAUACAAUACAUCCAGCCGCAGGAUGCUCAUGUGCUGGGCCAAGCGGAACUUCUUGUCAUUGAUGAGGCUGCGGCAAUCCCUCUGCCCAUGGUCAAGAAGCUUAUGGGCCCAUACCUGGUCUUCAUGGCCUCAACCAUUAAUGGCUAUGAAGGGACUGGCAGGUCACUUUCACUGAAAUUGAUACAACAACUACGAGAGCAAUCGCGAGGUGGUGGCAAAAGCAGUGAGGAUACAGACAUUGCAGACAGGUCGAAUGGGAAGCCCACCAAGAAUGGCGACAAGGUCUUUUCUGGUGGUCGUUCUCUGCGAGAGAUCACGCUUUCGGAACCAAUACGAUAUGCGCAGGGUGAUGCUGUUGAAAAAUGGCUCAACCGGCUUCUGUGUCUUGAUGCAACACUCCCCAAAUCACGGAUGAAUACUCAAGGCUGUCCACAUCCAUCUCAAUGUCAACUUCUACAUGUCAAUCGUGACACUCUUUUCUCCUUUCACCCCGUCUCCGAAAAAUUUCUACAGCAAAUGAUGGCUUUGUAUGUGGCAUCGCACUACAAGAACUCGCCCAAUGACCUGCAACUCAUGUCAGAUGCGCCAGCUCAUCAACUAUUCGUUCUUGUCCCUCCCAUUGACGACGAAGCAACUCGUCUCCCAGAACCACUCUGUGUUAUUCAAGUCGCACUUGAAGGUCGCAUCAGCAGACAAAGCGUUCUCAAUAGCCUCAGUCGUGGGCAACGUGCCGGUGGUGACCUCAUUCCAUGGGUUGUCAGCCAACAAUUUCAAGACUCCGAGUUCGCCGGACUCUCUGGUUCUCGAAUAGUCCGUAUAGCAACCAACCCUGAUUAUCUCAACAUGGGGUAUGGAUCUCGUGCAUUACAGCUACUCACCGAUUUCUACGAGGGGAAGUUCACCAAUCUUUCCGAAAACGACAGCUCCACCAUUCAAGACAUCGAAUCGAUGCCACGAGUCACGGACGCCGAGUUCGAAUCCACAUCGCUGCUCGAAGACACGAUAAAUAUUCGCGAUAUCCACACAAUGCCACCUCUGUUCAGCAAACUCUCUGAGUGUCGUCCUGAUCUUCUCGACUACCUAGGAGUCUCCUUCGGCCUCACCUCUCCUCUCCACAAAUUCUGGAAACGUGCCCACUUCGCCCCAGUAUACCUGCGCCAAACUCCGAAUGAUCUUACGGGCGAACAUACCUGCGUGAUGCUUCGGCCGCUUCUCAACAAUGACGCAGACGACGUCACCUGGCUUCCCGCCUACGCAUCCGAUUUUCACAAGCGCUUCCUAACACUCCUAUCCUACCAAUUCCGAACCUUCCCCGCCAUUCAAAGCCUUAGUAUUUCUGAAUCCGCCACAAAAGUUACCUCGAGUCCAAAAUCCAGUUCCGCUACCAGCACGUCUCCCCUAACAGUCUCAGACCUCGAAGCGGCAUUCUCUCCCUUCGACCUAGCCCGCUUAGAUAGUUAUGCAAACAACAUGCUAGAUUACCACGUAAUCCUCGAUCUUCUCCCACAAAUUGCCAUGUUCUAUUUCACAGGACGUCUGAGAACCUCUGUCAAUUUGUCAGGCGUCCAGCAAGCCAUCCUUCUUGCCAUCGGCCUGCAGAGAAAGGUGUUGGAGGAUGUAGAGCACGAACUUGGUGUCCUGGCUAGUCAGCUACUGGCUAUGUUUGUGAAGGUUGUGAGGAAGGUGUCGAAUUGCUUUCGGGCAUUGAAAGAAGAUGCUGUGGCCGAGACUUUACCGGCCAAGAGCGCAGGGGAUGUGGAAGCUGGAGAUGUGGUGGAUGGAAUGGACAUGGACCAAGUUCCACACCACGGCGCUGACACCAAUGCCAACACUCAUGUCCUCAAUUCAGAGGGUAAGGAGAAGAAGACUCCAGCUUCACGCUUCCAACCAAUCGCUCAGUCCCUAUCCGACGAGCUAGCAGAAGGGGGCAAAGAAGUAGACAGGGAGAUGAAGGAGAAGCAACGCGCGCUUAUCGAUGCGCUACCUUUGGAUCAAUACGAGAUUCCCAACACGGGCCCGUACCCAACCACGAACACCAACGGCAACAGUAACAGUAAAAGUAACACUGAUAAAUUAUGGGAAGACGCAGAGCGACAGAUCCGCCAGGCUGCUGCCGGCGGAGGAAGUACGACUGUGAGCGUGAAAUUAACCAAGGCCGCAACCAAGCGGAGGCUUGACGGGAGAGACAAGCAUGAAGAGGAGAAAGAGCAAAAGAAGAAAAAGAAGAGCGGAAAAGAUGGGAAGGAGAGGAGGGAGAGGAAAGAGCAUAGAUCCAAGAGAUAG
Messenger RNA from Endocarpon pusillum Z07020, 3258 nucleotides. RefSeq lists its product as uncharacterized. The transcript has 2 exons. Gene Ontology annotation, biological process: rRNA acetylation involved in maturation of SSU-rRNA. Gene Ontology annotation, cellular component: nucleolus; 90S preribosome. NCBI's taxonomy places the organism in Eukaryota, Fungi, Ascomycota, Eurotiomycetes, Verrucariales, Verrucariaceae. The record is from RefSeq and is a predicted model, not a curated record. Gene Ontology annotation, molecular function: 18S rRNA cytidine N-acetyltransferase activity; tRNA binding; ATP binding. The coding region runs from base 1 to 3258 and encodes 1085 amino acids.